Caenorhabditis remanei is the source of this 483-nucleotide messenger RNA. RefSeq lists its product as uncharacterized. Lineage: Eukaryota; Metazoa; Nematoda; Chromadorea; Rhabditida; Rhabditidae. Bases 1 to 483 code for a protein of 160 amino acids. The transcript has 4 exons. The record is from RefSeq and is a predicted model, not a curated record.
AUGGAUGACUGCUCUGCUUCCUAUGACCCAAAAAAGGUGAAAAAAGAGGUGUUGGAAUACGAAGAAGGAGAUGAAGAGGAAGUAGAAGAAGAAGAAUCCGAUAGCGAAGGUUCAUCGGCUCAAGCUCUUCGUUAUUAUGAAGAUGUAAUGAAAGAUUUGAAUGUGGAUAUGGAUGAUUUGGAAGAAACAAUCAAAAACUAUGGAACGGAUGCUGAGACAUGGAUCAACGGCCAAGCAGUGAGGAACGUGUCUCAAGUCCAUGCUAACAAUCCAUGGACAAGGAACAAGGCAGCGAAGGAAACCACCAAAUACAAGCAAAUGUUAUUAGCUCAAAAAAGAAAGGCAAUUCAACAAUUCCAUGAAAGGGCCUUCACCAACGAUUUCCGGUUAAAUCCCGGAAGAUCGGCAAAGACGAAAGUGGCUCAUUGCGGAUACAAAGAGGAAGAGGACAGUGAUCGAAGUCAUCAAGGUGGUGCCCGGUGA